AUGUUUCCUAAUCUUAAUCAAUCACAAAUAGAUGAACUUGAUCAUAAUAAUUCCGAUGAUAUUCAUUUAUUGAAUUCAUCAUCUUCUGUGACAUUAUCAUCUUCUUCAAUGUCAUUCACUUCACCAAAGUCGACACCAACGUCGUCAUCGUUGUCAUCAUCAUCUCCUUCGUCUGUCACUUCACCAACAUGUUUAACUGUAUCAUCAAUUCAUGAAAUUUAUCAAUGUCGUUCAUUUAUGAUACAUGAUAUUUUAGAUAAAUCUAAACAGACUACUUAUAAUUCUACUAUGCAUAAUAAAGAUAAACUAUACAAAUCAUAUAAUGAACAAAUUAAAACAUUUCCAAUGAUCAAAUCAAUUAUAAAUGAUUAUGAACGAAAUGAUAAAUAUAAUCUGAAACGAAAACAUACUAAUCAUAAUCAUGAGAAUGAUCAUGAUAAACGUGUAGUUACCACAGCAACAACAACAACAACAACAACAACCACAACAACAACAACACCAUCCUUAAUGACAAUAAAGGAAGAUUAUAAUUCAUAUAUGAAUGUAGAUCAUAAAAAUUUGUCGAUAAAUCUUACAAAAUAUCAAUCAUAUGAACAAUAUAAACAAUCUAUGAAUGAUACAACACAAUUGAUAGAAGGGAAUGUAAAACAACUUUAUACUGUAACAGGUUUCAAUGAAAUUACAACGAAUUCAGAGAAUACUCAAUUCAUUCUAUCAACAAUAAAUAGUCCAAAUAGUUUAAAUACAAAUGAUGAAAAUCAUAAAGAUAAUGAAUUACAAGAAGAUAAUAGCGAUGAUGACGAUGAUGAUGAUGAUGAAUAUUCUGAAAUGAAUUCAAAUGGAUCUUUAUAUUCAACGCAUUCAAUAGAUCCAUAUCAUAAAUUAACAUUCAUCAAGAAAAAAUCAAUAAUCUCAUCAAAAUUUGAACAUUCCAAUGAAUUACAUCGAUCAUAUCAUCCCCAUUAUCAUGAUCAUGAUCAUGAUCAUGAUCGUCAUCAUCAUCAUAAGGAAUAUGAUCUUAAUGAUGAAAUGAAUAAAUCAAAGAAACCCCGAAAGUCUAGAACAGCAUUUACUGAUUUACAAUUAAAUGAAUUAGAGAAAAUGUUUGAUCAUCAAAAAUAUUUAAGUGUACAAGAUCGUAUUGAAUUAGCUGAACGAUUACAUUUAACGGAUACACAAGUUAAAACAUGGUAUCAAAAUCGAAGAACAAAAUGGAAACGUCAAACUGCUGUCGGUUUUGAAUUACUCGCUGAAGCUGGUAAUUUUGUAGCAGUUCAACGUAUUUUACAAACGAAUCCAUAUUGGGCAUAUCAUCCAGCAGCACAAACUAUUCUAGCUAAUAUGGAAGCAAUAAUGAAGAAGAAAACUGAUUUCAAUAUUACUGAUGAAUUAAAACAAACCAAUCAUAAUGAUAGUAAAAUGAAUUAUUUUAAACAAAUGAAUCAUAAUGAACAUAAUAAUAUCAAUACUACUAAUACUACUAAUAUUAGUAGUAGUCCUACUACCACUACUACUAACACUACUACUAUUACUACUAAUACUACUUAUAAUCAUCAUUCAAGAUUAAAUGAUCAAGAUUCACUUUCUUUUAAAUCGAUUGAAUUCAAUCAUCAAAUACCAUCUUCAUCCUCAUCUUCAUUAUUAUUCCAAUCAAAUGAUCUUAAUCAUCAAUUAGAAAAUUGUUCAAAACUAAAUUCAUCAAUGAAAUUACCAAUCACUAUAGGAACUUCUACUUUCCCAUUAAGAACUACUACAAUAGAUCAUCAAUUGAAUACUACUACAACGACUGCUACGAUAACGACUACUACGACGACGACUACAAAUGCAGUAGAUAGUACAUCAGUAGCGGAACUUCCAGAUUGGUGGCCUUUUAAAUCAACCAUAAAAGAUUUAAUACAAUAUCAAAAUACAUUAUCUUCUUCUUCAACUAUUACCACUCCUACUACUACUCCGACUACUUCUGCUAUCUCAACAUUAUCCUAUUGUCCUAUAGUGAAUUCAUCUCUCAUAGAUACAACUAAAUUAUUACAAUUGGAUUUACCAAUGAAUUCAACAAUAUCAUCAUUCAAUAUACAACCUUAUACAUCAAUGAAUCUAUGGUCAACAUUCAAUACAAAUGAUCUAUUAUCUAUUACACAAAAUAUACCAUUAUUUAAUAAUUUAUUACGUCAUCAUUGUAUCAUAACAAAAGAUUAAUAAUAGUACGUCAUGAUGAUACAUUGAUUGUUUCCUUGAUAGAAUAUUGAUUAUUGAUUUAUUGGGUUUCGUUUUUGGACGAAGUUUUAUUCUUUGAAUACAAACAUUCAGGUCGG
Molecule: messenger RNA, 2312 nt
Organism: Schistosoma guineensis
Lineage: Eukaryota; Metazoa; Platyhelminthes; Trematoda; Strigeidida; Schistosomatidae
Source: the annotation of a GenBank genome assembly